Sorghum bicolor (sorghum) is the source of this 2419-nucleotide messenger RNA. Its product is annotated as sodium/hydrogen exchanger 2. Lineage: Eukaryota; Viridiplantae; Streptophyta; Magnoliopsida; Poales; Poaceae. Gene Ontology annotation, biological process: proton transmembrane transport; sodium ion transport; regulation of pH. The transcript is spliced from 13 exons. Gene Ontology annotation, molecular function: sodium:proton antiporter activity. The record is from RefSeq and is a predicted model, not a curated record. Bases 503 to 2128 code for a protein of 541 amino acids. Gene Ontology annotation, cellular component: membrane.
CCUCGCCUACGACUACGACGCCGUGGCGCGCCACCCGCCACCAGGCCCGCCGAACCCUACGCCCCGUCCCCGAAUCGGAGGAGCAACCGCCUCGCGGAGAUUCCCUCCGAUACCCGCCCGCCCACGCCGGGAUCUCCGCAUCCGGAUCCGACUUGCGUCAUUGCCCCCCUGAUAUCUCCUCCACGCACACAGUCCACCCCGGCUUCCAGAGUCCAGAGUCCUGACCACGGGCGAGCGCACGAGCUCUCGCGCGCGUAGAGGCGCCGGAUUUCGUCGAUUCCGGCGACAUAGCAGAUCCAUUGCCUUUCCUCGGAUACAGUCCGGGCUGGGUGGGGGGACUCCUUUUCCGCCUAGCAGGGUUGCGUGCGGGCGGCGGGGUUGCUUGGAAGGCAAGCCGAGGUGGGAAUCGGGUGUUUAGGGGGCGGCGGUGGUGGUAAAGGUACUAGGGUUGGGGGCGGUGAUUAGUGGAGCUGCGAGGAGGUCGAUAGAGAGGUGGGGAACGAUGGGGCUGAUGGCGCUGGGCGACCCGCCGGCGGACUACGCGUCCAUCGCGGCGGUGGGGCUGUUCGUGGCGCUCAUGUGCGUCUGCAUCAUCGUCGGCCACCUCCUCGAGGAGAACCGAUGGAUGAACGAGUCCAUCACCGCGCUCUUCAUCGGGCUGGGAACUGGAGCGGUGAUCCUGUUCGCGUCCAGCGGGAAGCACUCGCGCGUGCUCCAGUUCAGCGAGGACCUCUUCUUUAUUUACCUGCUGCCGCCCAUCAUAUUUAAUGCAGGGUUCCAAGUGAAGAAGAAACAGUUCUUUCGAAACUUCAUUACUAUUACACUGUUUGGUGCAGUUGGCACCUUGAUCUCUUUUACUGUAAUAUCCCUUGGUGCUCUAGGACUAGUAUCAAGGCUUAAUAUUGGCGCACUUGAGCUUGGGGACUAUCUCGCACUUGGGGCAAUAUUCUCGGCCACAGACUCGGUGUGCACCUUGCAGGUGUUAAGCCAAGAUGAGACACCCUUCUUGUACAGCCUCGUGUUUGGUGAAGGUGUUGUCAAUGACGCAACUUCUGUUGUGUUGUUCAAUGCAAUCCAGAACUUUGAUCUUGGAAAUAUCAGUGGUGCCAAAUUACUUAACUUUAUUGGCAGUUUCCUUUAUCUAUUUGGCACCAGCACCAUUCUUGGAGUAGCUUCUGGACUUCUUAGUGCUUAUAUCAUCAAGAAGUUGUACUUUGGCAGGCACUCAACCGAUCGUGAAGUUUCCAUUAUGAUGCUAAUGGCUUAUUUAUCUUACAUGCUAGCCGAAUUGCUUGAUUUGAGUGGCAUUCUCACAGUGUUCUUCUGCGGUAUCGUAAUGUCCCACUAUACCUGGCACAAUGUAACAGAAAGUUCCAGGGUCACAACCAAACAUGCCUUUGCAACAUUGUCAUUUAUCGCCGAGACUUUUCUGUUUCUCUAUGUUGGCAUGGAUGCAUUGGAUAUAGAGAAGUGGAAGAUUGUCAGUCAAACUUACAGCCCAGUAAAAUCUGUUGCUUUGAGCUCCACUAUUUUAGCCUUGGUGCUGGUUUCAAGAGCUGCUUUCGUUUUCCCAUUAUCAUUUCUAUCAAAUUUGACCAAAAAAACUCCAAAUGGAAAGAUAUCUUUUAGGCAGCAGGUUAUUGUUUGGUGGGCGGGUCUCAUGAGAGGUGCUGUGUCCAUUGCGUUGGCUUACAAUAAGUUCACAAGAUCAGGCCAUACUCAGCAACCUAGCAAUGCUAUCAUGAUCACAAGCACAAUCACUGUUGUUCUUUUCAGCACAAUUGUCUUUGGGCUACUGACCAAACCGCUGAUCAGGCUCUUGAUCCCACCAAGGCACCUAUCCAGGGAAGCCAGCGCCCUUUCUGAACCAUCCAGCCCAAAGUCUUUCUUUGAGCAGCUGGCCACGAACAGCCCUGGUCUCCCUGAUAUUGAGAACGGCAUAAGCCUACGCCGCCCGACAAGCCUCCGUUUGCUCCUAGCGAGCCCGGCACGGUCGGUCCACUAUUACUGGCGCAAGUUUGACGACGGUUUCAUGCGGCCGGUUUUUGGCGGCCGUGGCUUCGUCCCCUUCCACCCUGGUUCACCGACUGAGAGCAGUGUGCCGCUGCUUGCUGGCAAUGGGAACUGAAACCAGCAUACCGUGGUGACUGGGUUCAGCAAAAGUUUUGUAAAUUAACUUCGCUUAUUAGGAAUAAUGAAUUGGUGUAAAUAUAGGUAGUAGAUUCACUUGCUAAGCUUGUACAUGCUGAUGUAGGCUAGUUGCCUGACCAGAGACCACACGGCUCUUGAUGAAUUUGUAUUUAUGAAUUACGUACUCUACAUAUUGGAUCACAAAAUAUGUAUCAUCUCCGAAUUAAUAGAUAUAUGUAAAUUAUCAAUCCAUUUUGGAGUGAAUACUAUGCUUGAAAUAUUCACGGGA